CUUGAGCUGUGCCGGGAUGCCGCCCGCUGGCCGUGCGAAACCCCCGAGCAAGGGACCGAGUCUUGGUAAACGUCAUGAACCUCUGCUUUCACUCCGGCUACACGGAAUUAGGCCUCUAGCUGCGCAUCAAGUCCUAAGCUCCCGCAGCCGACGCAGGUCCACGACAGAAUACUAAAGAAGCUGCUUGCGCCCGUUGCUUUUCGGUCCCUCACGCAACAACUGCAUCGCAACAGCGCGACCCAUCCACAACAAGGCCUACUACAACACCAGCCAAGACACCAAACAUGUUCACCAAGACCAUUCUCAGCGCGACUGCGCUACUUGCGGGUGUUGCGACGGCGGGAUCCGCGCCUGGCUUUCCCAUCGACGUCACUCAGAACCUGACCGUGACGUACGGCAACAAUACCGUGUCGCCCGGUGGAGAGCGCAUCUCUCGUCCCGAAACCGCAGAACGCCCAACCGUCUCAUCGCCAGUAUGGUUCGCCGACGAGCGAGGCCCCGGCCAAUGCGUCCUUCUCAUGGUUGACCUCGACGUGCCCCGUAACAACUCACGCGUCCAACUAGUCCACUGGAUCGCCACAAACGUCACACGCUCAGUUCCCAUCUCCGCCAACACAACCGGCUCACCGCUCGAGAUCCCGUCGGACAACCCUGUCCCGUACCUCCAGCCCUCACCUCCAGUGGGCGACAUCCCCCACAGCUACACAUUCAUCCUCAUGGCACAACCGCGCAACUUCAGCAUACCCUCCAUGUACGCGGACUUGGCGGAUAACAGAGUAGGCUUCAACGUCAGCCAGUUUGCGGCAGACGCGAACCUGACAAAUGCCCUUGCGGCGACCUGGAUCACCGUGCAGAACCUUACUGGCGUAGCGACCAACACAAGCUUCCCGCCCCCAAGGCCAAGCCCCACGGGAGACGGUGAAGGCUCGAGCGGCCCUUCUUCGGGUGAUGCCAGUGGCGCCAUGAUUGGAGGUAGGACAUUCUGGACGGCGGUUAGUACUGCGGCUAUGGCUGUGGGGUUUGCCAUUGCUUUGUAGAGAAAACGUUUAGGAUUAGGAGAGGGACAAAAUCAGAGCACGUUGAGAAAACGAUAACAAGAGGUGGUUGAUACGUGAAGAUAAUACGAGGUAACGAUAGAUGAAUACAUAUGGAUUGCAUUCGCACACCAGAGUACAAGAAGCGCAUGGGAGAAAACUG
Alternaria rosae is the source of this 1197-nucleotide messenger RNA. Its product is annotated as phosphatidylethanolamine-binding protein. Gene Ontology annotation, molecular function: phospholipid binding; peptidase inhibitor activity. The record is from RefSeq and is a predicted model, not a curated record. NCBI's taxonomy places the organism in Eukaryota, Fungi, Ascomycota, Dothideomycetes, Pleosporales, Pleosporaceae. The transcript has 2 exons. Bases 285 to 1037 code for a protein of 250 amino acids. Gene Ontology annotation, biological process: regulation of Ras protein signal transduction; regulation of proteolysis.